Messenger RNA from Ricinus communis (castor bean), 1068 nucleotides. RefSeq lists its product as uncharacterized. NCBI's taxonomy places the organism in Eukaryota, Viridiplantae, Streptophyta, Magnoliopsida, Malpighiales, Euphorbiaceae. Gene Ontology annotation, molecular function: nucleic acid binding. The transcript has 2 exons. Bases 1 to 1068 code for a protein of 355 amino acids. The record is from RefSeq and is a predicted model, not a curated record.
AUGCAUCCGGGAAGUACUAAAAUGUACAAGGAUUUACGAUCUUUUUACUGGUGGCCUAUAAUGAAGAAAGAUACAGCUGAAUGUGUAGCAAAAUGUUUGACAUGUCAACAAGUAAAAGCUGAACAUCAGGCACCAGCUGGUAAGCUUCAUCCAUUGUCUAUUCCAGAGUGGAAAUGGGAAAAAAUAACGAUGGAUUUUGUUCUGGGAUUGCCUCGAAUCUUCAAGAAGCAUGAUGCCAUAUGGGUAAUUGUUGAUCAACUUAUGAAAUUAGCUCAUUUUCUACCUGUGCAACAAAGUGAUUCACUAGAAAAAUUGGCAGGAAUAUAUGUGUCAGAAAUUGUAAGAUUACAUGGAGUGCCAACAUCAAUUGUAUCAGACAGAACAUCAAUUGUAUCAGACAGAGAUCCACGUUAUCAUUCGAGUAUCGGUAUGGCUCCAUAUGAAGCUCUAUAUGGCAGAAGAUGUAGAAGUCCUGUUUGUUGGGAUAUGGAUGGAUUACAACAAUUAGAAGGUCCUGAAUUGAUACAAGAAACUAUAAACAAGAUUCAAAUAGUCAAAAAAUGCUUAAAGGCUGCACAAAACAGACAAAAGAGUUACGUGGACAAGCAUAGAAGAGAGAUGGAGUAUGAAGUGGGUGAAAAAGUAUUUUUGAGAGUGUCACCAUGGAAGGACAUUAUAUGGUUUGGCAAGCAAGAAAAAUUAAGUCCGAGGUACAUUGGCCCUUAUGAGAUAUUGGAAAGAGUUGGUCCCUUAGCUUAUCGGUUAGCACUUCCACAAGAAUUAUCGCAAAUACAUGACGUGUUCCAUGUUUCCAUGUUAAGAAGAUAUAGAUCUGAUCCUAGCCAUAUAGUACAAGAGUCAGAAAUACAGUUAACUGAAGAUUUAAGUUAUAAAGAAGAGCUUGUUGGAAUUCUUGAUAGGCAGGUAAAGAAGUUACGUAAUAAAGAAAAUCCAAUAGUAAAGGUUAAGUGGAGUAGACAUUCACCAAAAGAAGCUACAUGGGAAGUGGAAAAAGACAUGAGAGUUCAAUACCCUUACUUAUUUUCUGAGAAUGGUGAGUCACUUUAA